AUGCAUUAUCAUCAUCAUUGUCUAGUAACGUUUAUUAGUACAAUUGUAUGGUUGACAUUUGUACAUGAUGUAACAGGUUCUGGUUUGUUCGACGACGAAACUACCACACCCCCUACAACGACAGCUAAGAGUUCAGGCAACUCCUUGAAACUGUCUUGGAUAACCGUUUCAUCAAGUUCCGUGAUAAUGAUUGGACUGAUCAAUGGUCAUUUAAGAACAUUCAUCUUCUAG
Schistosoma spindalis is the source of this 231-nucleotide messenger RNA. The record is from the annotation of a GenBank genome assembly. Lineage: Eukaryota; Metazoa; Platyhelminthes; Trematoda; Strigeidida; Schistosomatidae.